Setaria italica (foxtail millet) is the source of this 1813-nucleotide messenger RNA. RefSeq lists its product as uncharacterized. The record is from RefSeq and is a predicted model, not a curated record. The coding region runs from base 20 to 1390 and encodes 456 amino acids. The transcript has 6 exons. Lineage: Eukaryota; Viridiplantae; Streptophyta; Magnoliopsida; Poales; Poaceae.
UCCCUUACGUGACGUGGGGAUGAGAUCGCGAGGAGCGUUUGGUUUGGAGUCCGACACAGCAAAGGGAGAGAAGGACACACAGCAAAGCAAAGCAAACCGAAGCCGUUUCAUACAGAUACAGCCCCGCUCUUCUUCCUCCGCUCCCCUUGCUCCGCAGACCGCAGUCCGAAUAAAAGUCCCGUCCUCUUCCUCCGCGCUUCAAUCUCCCCCGGCGCACCACCUCUGUUCUUGCAGAGUAGCACGGAGGUGCAGAGUGCUGACGGGUUCGGUUGGAUUCCUCCUGCCGGUUCGGUUUCUUGGGAGUUCUUCUUGGUUUUCCCGGAGCGAUUUUGUGCGCCGCGAAUUGUUGUGGCCUUUUGGGUUGGCUCGAGACAGAGUGGGAGAAGGGCGGCCGUGUGGAGAGGUGGGGACAGGGGAGGAGGCCAUGGGCGGGCAGUGGGUUGAGGAGGGGAUGCCGCCGUCCAACCUGCAGCGCUUCUUGGACUGCACCACGCCAACCGUGGAGACGCACAUUCUCCCCAAGACGAAUGGACGAUUGUCGACUGAUGCUUGGCACCAUGCUGAGACGGACAGCGUGGAGUACUUCAAUCUUGCAGACCUCUGGGAGCAGUACUACGAGUGGAGUGCAUAUGGCGCUGGAGUUGCGGUGCAGCUUCCAGGAGGGGAGAGAGUCGUUCAGUACUAUGUUCCCUACCUAUCAGGGAUACAGCUAUAUACCAACAAGGUCCUGACUGCAUCUAGGAGCUUUGGUGAAGAUAAUGGCAUGGAUUUGUGGAGUGAUGAUGAGGACAAUGAGAAGAUGUCGAGAUCCUGGAGUUCGACAUCUGAUGAAUCAUUGUUCAACUGUGAUGUGUUAGGGGCCAAUAGGAAGCGCCCAGGGCACUUGUACUUUGAGUUCUUUGAAGUAGGUUCACCUUAUGGAAGGGUCCCGCUCAUUGACAAGGUUUACGAACUAUCCCAGGGCUUUCCUGGGUUAACAUCACUGAAGAGUGCUGAUCUUUCGCCUGUUAGCUGGAUGUCAGUUGCCUGGUAUCCUAUCUACCACAUUCCUUACCAGCGCAACGUGAAGGACUUAUCUGCAUGCUUCCUAACUUACCAUACCAUUUCCUCCUCGUUCCAAGAUCAGGCACUUGAGACCAUGACCAACGGUGGUUGUCAUCCAGUCACCAGUGGGAAACAAAAUGGCCAUAUUAUGGAUAAAAAGAGCAACACAGUAUCACUCCCUCCAUUUGGCCUUGCAGCACACAAGAUACAGGGUUCUCUCUGGACCAACCCCAUGGUAGGAGAUCACAGAAAGAUGGACUUCUACUUCAGUGCGGCGGACUCCUGGCUGAAGCAGCUUGGAGUCCAGCACCAUGACUUCAAUUUCUUCAUCACUCACCCCAUGUGAACCGCUGAUCUGGAGUAGCUUGCAAAGAACCACAUGGGUGCAGACUUGAAACUACUAAAAUUACUUACACCACCAACAACAGUAGCAAAAAAGUUUACAGUAUAGUGUGCUGGUAUAAGUGAGUCUAACAGUUGCAGGAUAGGUUUUAUACUCCCUGAGUUUAUUGCAGCGACAUGUCAGGACUCGAAUGGUUUUCUGUUUCUUGUUUCUUGGCAGAAGAUGUAGCUGAUCUGUACAGAAGUUUUGCAACUAAUAUGGUAUCAAAUGUUGCGGCUGGAUCCAUAUUGUAGCUGUUGCCCUAUGAAGUUUAGAGUGGCAGUCCAGGAUGAAACUGCUUACGCAGACUCCUGUAGGACCUGAAUCUGUUGAUGACAAUUUCAGUCUCUUCUACAGUAAGGCAGCCGUAUCUACCUGUUUUCAUUC